GUCCAUUUUGCCUGACCGCGUGCUCAACACGGCCACUACGAAACCCAUGCAUGCAUGCAAAAUUGCUCAAAAGCUCGACAAUGGAGAGCCAUUAUAUAUCCGAUGCAUCGGGAGGAAAGACCGCCAAUUCCCUAACUCCUCGCUUGUCCAAGUUGCGAAACAUUAAACCCGGUUGAAGUCUCUCCGGCCUAGCUCAUCGUCUUAGCCAACAACAGCCUCAUACCCAAGCCAAGCUCGCUCAGCGCAGAUCGGCAGACUCCCCACCACGACAUUACCAAAAAAAAAUGUGCGGAGAAGAGCACACGCCGUCUUCGGCGCCGCGGAUCGGCGCGCGGGUUGAUUUCUUCGCGCAGGGGCGGGGGCCAGUGGGGAACCUGCUCUUCCUGGACCCGUCGGUUCCCGGCAGCUCGCGGGCCACGCACAUAAGGUUCAGCCCGCGGGCGGGCGUGGCCUUGGACGACGGCGUGCUGGUGUCGAUACACCUGAUAGGCGACCUGACCAAGCCCGUCGAGGACUCGGGGCUGUUCCAACGGUUCGCGCUCCCCCAGGCGGCAAGCCUCCAGCGGGGCGACAGCCGCCCGCUGGAGAUGGCCUUGGACGAGUCGCUGUCGUUGGAUGUGGGACGGACGGGCAUUAUUGGCCGCCGUGUCUCGAUGACGAGAAAGGGCGUGCUGCUGGCCGACGGCAUCGUGGGCUUCAACACGGCGUCGGCUGUCUCUGCGUCGCUUUGAUCUUUACUGCAUUUGGGUGGCGUUUGGGGUGAUGUUUACGUGUUCUCUAAUUGGGCGUUUGGGGUGAUGUUUACGUGUUCUCUAAUUCGGUUGAAUUGGGCGUGAUUAAAACAUAACUUGGGGGUUGGGGUUGGGUUGGACUAGGGAGUCGUAUUUAUAUUUUAUUGACCGAGGGUUAUUCCGGGUGACGGCUUAUGGUUUUCAUUAAACAUUCACAUAAAUAGUUACCCAUAUAUACGAACUU
Lasiosphaeria miniovina is the source of this 975-nucleotide messenger RNA. RefSeq lists its product as uncharacterized. The transcript is spliced from 2 exons. Lineage: Eukaryota; Fungi; Ascomycota; Sordariomycetes; Sordariales; Lasiosphaeriaceae. Bases 285 to 731 code for a protein of 148 amino acids. The record is from RefSeq and is a predicted model, not a curated record.